This is a messenger RNA of Folsomia candida, 459 nucleotides long. Its product is annotated as fibroblast growth factor receptor homolog 1. The record is from RefSeq and is a predicted model, not a curated record. The coding region runs from base 1 to 459 and encodes 152 amino acids. NCBI's taxonomy places the organism in Eukaryota, Metazoa, Arthropoda, Collembola, Entomobryomorpha, Isotomidae. The transcript has 3 exons. Gene Ontology annotation, cellular component: signaling receptor complex. Gene Ontology annotation, molecular function: transmembrane receptor protein tyrosine kinase activity; ATP binding. Gene Ontology annotation, biological process: multicellular organism development; cell surface receptor protein tyrosine kinase signaling pathway; protein phosphorylation.
AUGACCGCUGCUAUUGGCGAUUUCGGAAUUUCUUCAAUGGUGACCCCCACAGCGAGAAGAAAUUAUGUCGAGCAACGGGCGUGUUGCUGGUCGUCCCCAGAGGUUCUGGAGAGGGAAGAAAACAUAUCUCUCAAAGCGGAUAUCUGGUCGUACGGGGUGUGCGUAUGGGAGUUGUUCUCUCUCGGGGGUGAACCUUAUCAAGAUCAAAAUCUACCCUCGGCUGGAGAACUUCUCACUUUUUUGCAAAAUGGAAAUAUUUUGAAGCAGCCAGAACUAUGCAAUAACAUGGACUACGUUCUUAUGAAAUCCACUUGGAACUUAAAUCCUGAAGAGAGACCCAGUUUUAACUACAUUUCCGACUGGUGGGCCGUGUACUCGCUGAGAUAUUUCGAACCUGGGACGUCUGACCUGGAAGACAAUAACAAUUACUAUGCCGAAGCUGCCGCGAUACUCCAGUGA